CGGUGUAGUAACAAUUUAGGACUCUGAGCGCCGCUGUUCACCAACUGAAAGAAAAACUCCCGGAUCCAUCCGGAUUUUCCUGUCAGCACCUACACAAAGCCUUGCACAUCCUACAAACUGGCUCCCGGACUAUAGCAAAACUCAACCUUCUAAUUUGGACCACUCUGACUUUCUCCUGAGGAGUAAGUAUCAUCUGACAGUUGGAGAAAGAAAAGAAGAGCCUAAGGAGUCAUCGAGCAGAGAGAACAUUCUGAGAAAAUUCCGUAGCAAAAGCAACAAUGGCUGCCCCGACCAGUCGCCCGCACUGCAGAAGACUGGUCCUCUUGUGUGUGCUGCUGGGGAUGCUGUGGGAGGCCAGAGCCGGGCAGAUCCGCUAUUCCGUGCCAGAAGAGACAGAAAAGGGCUAUAUAGUGGGAAACAUCUCUAAGGACCUGGGGCUGGAGACCCGCGAGCUGGCGGAGCGCGGAGUUCGCAUCAUCACCAAAGGUAAGACCCCGCUUUUCUCUCUGAGCCUGCGGAGCGGUUGUUUGGUCACCGCGGGCAGGAUAGAUCGGGAGGAACUGUGCGCUCAGAGCGCACCUUGUCUCCUAAGCUUUAAAGUCCUAGUUGAAGACAGAGUGAAACUUUAUGGGGUGGAAGUAGAAGUGAUUGAUAUCAAUGACAAUGCGCCAAAAUUUGAGGACCAAAAUUUGAUUGUAAAGAUCAGUGAAAUCGCUGCCCCUGGAGCAAGGUAUCGACUCCCAGAAGCGGUUGACCCAGAUGUGGGCAUAAACUCCCUCCAGAGUUACCAACUCAGCCCCAACCGGCACUUCUCUCUCCACCUGCAAACCGGAGACGACGGAACUAUAAACCCAGAGCUGGUGCUGGAGCGCAUCCUGGACCGAGAGGAAGAGCCCUCACACCACCUGGUCCUCACCGCCACAGAUGGUGGCGACCCGCGCCGCUCCAGCACAGCGCUCAUCCAGGUCACAGUGUUGGAUACCAAUGACAAUGCCCCUGUUUUUGACCAACCUGUUUACCGUGUGAAAGUCCUUGAGAACGUGGCCCCGGGCACCCUGCUGCUUACAGUGAGAGCUAGCGACCCGGAUGAGGGUGCCAAUGGGAAGGUGACAUACAAGUUCCGGAAAAUUAAUGAAAAACAAUCACUAUUAUUCCAUCUUCAUGAAAACACGGGGGAAAUGACAGUAGCGAAAAAUCUGGACUAUGAAGAAUGUUCAUUGUAUGAAAUGGAAAUACAGGCUGAAGAUGGUGGGGGACUGAAAGGGUGGACCAAAGUGGUAGUUAUGGUAGAAGAUGUAAACGACAAUCGACCAGAAGUGACCAUUACAUCUCUGUUUAGCCCAGUAAGGGAAGAUGCUCCCCCAGGGACAGUAAUCGUCCUUUUUAACGCUCAUGACCAAGAUUCUGGAAGGAAUGGGCAAGUUGUCUGUUCCAUCCAGGAGGACCCAUCUUUUAAGUUAGAAAACUCAGUAGACGAUUACUAUAGGUUGUUGACAGCCCAGAUUCUUGAUCGAGAAAAGGCUUCUGAGUAUAACAUCACAGUGACAGCAACAGACAGGGGAACCCCAUCCAUGUCCACAGAAGUUCACAUCACCCUGUAUGUGGCUGACAUCAAUGACAAUCCGCCUGCUUUCUCUCAAACCUCCUACUCAGUCUAUCUCCCCGAAAACAACCCCAGAGGCACCUCCAUCUUCUCAGUUAGUGCCCACGACCCUGACGAAAAUGAGAAUGCUAAGGUUACUUAUUCCUUGGUGGAAAAUACCAUCCAGGGGGCACCACUCUCCUCCUACGUCUCCAUUAAUUCUGAUACUGGCGUGCUCUAUGCUCUACAAUCCUUUGACUAUGAGCAGUUUCGAAACCUGCAAAUGCAGGUGAAGGCAAGUGACAAUGGGCAUCCACCACUCAGCAGCAAUGUGUCCCUGUCUGUGUUCCUAUUGGAUCAGAAUGACAAUGCUCCCAAGAUCCUGUAUCCCUCCCACCCAACUGAUGGCUCCACUGGUGUGGAGCUGGCUCCCCGCUCAGCAGAGGCUGGGUAUCUGGUGACCAAGGUGGUAGCAGUGGACAAAGACUCUGGACAGAAUGCUUGGUUGUCUUACCGUCUGCUCAAGGCUAGUGAGCCAGGACUUUUCACAGUGGGGCUACGCUCAGGUGAAGUACGCACAGCUCGGGCCCUUCUAGAGAGAGAUACACUCAAGCAAAGCCUUGUGGUAGCUGUACAGGACCAUGGCCAGCCCCCUCUUUCAGCUACCAUCACUCUGACGGUGGCUGUGGCAGACAGCAUCCCUGACAUCCUGGCUGACUUGAGCAGUAUCAACACUCCUGCAGACCCUGAUUCUGACAUUACUCUCUACCUGGUGGUGGCAGUUGCUGUGGUCUCCUGUGUCUUCCUACUCUUUGUACUGGUGCUGCUGGCACUUAGGCUACGGCGCUGGCAUGCUUCGCACCUGCUGCAGGAUGCAAUGGGUAGAUCCACUGCGGUGCCAACAUCACAUAUUGUGGGUGUGCAUGGCGUUCAGACUUUCCUACAAACCUAUUCUGAAGAGUUUUCCCUGACACCUGACUCUGGGAAGAGCCACCUAAUCUUCCCCCAGCCCAACUAUGCAGACACACUCAUCAGCCAGGAGAGCUGUGGGAAAAGUGAACCUCUGUGCAGUUCAGUUGAGUCCAAAUUUCCAAUUGAUGACACUCCUUUGGUUCCUGUGAGUUCUGGGGGUUUUUUCUUUAUUAAGUAUGACAAUUCACUCUUAGUCUUGUUAAGCUGAUAUUUACAUAUUUGUAACCACUCAAGUUUUCAUUGAGUCUAAGCUUCACCCACAACAUCUAGAAGGUUUAUUGA
Grammomys surdaster is the source of this 2836-nucleotide messenger RNA. Its product is annotated as protocadherin gamma-A9-like. The transcript has a single exon. Gene Ontology annotation, cellular component: plasma membrane. Bases 279 to 2762 code for a protein of 827 amino acids. The record is from RefSeq and is a predicted model, not a curated record. Gene Ontology annotation, biological process: homophilic cell-cell adhesion. Gene Ontology annotation, molecular function: calcium ion binding. NCBI's taxonomy places the organism in Eukaryota, Metazoa, Chordata, Mammalia, Rodentia, Muridae.